UCUGGAACCUUGAUUACCUGCACCUCGUCUGUAAACGACUUCAUGACCGCCAUUCAAACGAAGCGAAACGGCACGUUUUGGACCAUUUCUGGACCCCUGUUUGCCCCGUUCUGAAGAUUUGUCUUCCAUCCACUGUUCUCCGCUAGAGUUGUCGCGACAAUGUCGAACCUCUUCUCCGGAAUCAACGCCCGCUUCCGAGGCCAAAGAACCCCCGGCUCACCGGGCACGUCCUCUCCGAGCCCGGAGCAACAAGCGCAACCAGCGGCUCAGUCUCCCGUCAGCCCUUCCCACGGAAGCCAUCCAUCCUCUUCAAGCCUUGCAGCGAAGCUCCCACCGCUUCAGAGCUCGCCAUCCCUUGCUGAGACUAUCGGCAUGGACCAGUCCAGUGGCAUGAUGGCGUCGGCUGAGGAUAUCCUCACCUCAUACCAUCUGCCCCCGGUCAAGCCCCUGUGGCUUAAUGCGAAUUAUGCCAAGCACAUCGUCAAGGGCAACUUCUUGACGCUCAGCGCGAAGCCCAAGACGGUUGAGAUGGGAGAGUGGAUCGCGCACCAGGUUGUUGACCACUGGAGGAUGUUGAUCACCUUUAUCCGCUUAGUACACGACAAGGAGGAGGAUGGAUCAUCGAUUUGCAACUCGAGGAGGUGUCCCAAGAUGUCAGCCGGAGCUAAUCACUCCUUCACUUGGCUCAACUCCCGGCUCCAGCCUGUCGAGAUCCCAGCAUACGAGUACUUGACGCUUGUCCAGCGGUACAUCUCUGGCAAGAUUGACGACGUCAAUAUCUUUCCCACAGACCUUGCCGGUGUCUCAUACGCCGAUAACCCGGCGUUCUGCACUCCACUGCCCGAAUCGGGUCAGGACUGGGUGGGCAAGCGCAGCGGAUUCCCCCAGAACUUCAUGGAGACGUGCCAGACCAUCUUCCGCCAGAUGUUCCGCGUCUACGCGCAUCUGUACUGGUCGCACUUUGACGACAUGUUCAGCUUGAACCUCGAGAAGUCCAUGAACAGUUGUUUCAGCCACUUUAUUCUGACAGCAACGACGCUGAACCUCCUUAAGAAGUCUGACCUCGAGCCAAUGCAGCCACUGAUCGACCUCUGGGCGGCUCUCGGGACCUUCCCACAGGGUUCCAAGGCUUUUGAGAUCGCGAAUCUCCAAGUCGGCCAACUGCUUGUUCAGAAAGCUGGUGGCCCCCCAGCGAACUGAAAGGGACGGGGGAGAAAGAAAUCAGGCGAUGGAUGCCGAGCACACAUCUAUCACCGUACCGCUUGGCCGGUCGAAGUUUUCAUCUGAGGAUCGGAUCUUCGACCACAGGAAGGUAGAUAUACAGCAUAUACCCAUGGCCUAUCUUUUAGAUCGGUUCAGUUUCGG
Chaetomium strumarium is the source of this 1365-nucleotide messenger RNA. Its product is annotated as Mob1/phocein. The record is from RefSeq and is a predicted model, not a curated record. The coding region runs from base 160 to 1200 and encodes 346 amino acids. NCBI's taxonomy places the organism in Eukaryota, Fungi, Ascomycota, Sordariomycetes, Sordariales, Chaetomiaceae. The transcript is spliced from 4 exons. Gene Ontology annotation, biological process: signal transduction; cell division; positive regulation of protein phosphorylation. Gene Ontology annotation, cellular component: cytoplasm; nucleus. Gene Ontology annotation, molecular function: protein kinase activator activity.